GAGCCCAAGAUGACAAUUUCUUGACAGCCAUGAAAGAUUCUCCGGCCAGUGUGAUAGAGGCCCUUGUGUGCUUUUUCUCCAUCUGGUCUGUGGUGGGCCUGGCGGGAUUCCAUUCCUACCUGACAGCCUCUGAGCUCACCACCAAUGAAGAUAUCAAAGGCACGUUCACAGCCAAGAGAGGUCAAGACAACUUCAACCCCUUCAGUAAAGGCUCUCUCCUCAAGAACUGUCUCGGGGUGCUGUGUGGACCGAACCCUCCGAGCUUGCUUGACCGUCGGGGCAUGGUAGUGCCAGAACCAGAACCCGUGUCACAUGUAAGUGUUGUUCAAGCUGAGAAAGACGCUAAUGCGGUCAGUGCUCACCACGAGUACUAUGGCUCCACGCAGAAAACCAACAACAUGGGCACCAACACAGUGGCCGACCGCUCGGUGGUGGUGGUCAACGAGGAGAGCAGCCCGAAGAAACGGGACAUGAUCAGCUACCAGUCGCCCGACGGCUCCAUCAACAACAAAGUUCCCUCUGUCAAUGGCUCUGGAGUGAUCCCGGCCCAGAACUGCAUAGGGAAAAAGAAUCAUAUUUGGGAUAUGACCCUAAAUCAACUGGAUUACCUUGGUCACCGAGUGAACAUCUACCCGGCCAGCCACGGCAGCGUCAACUACUACCGCGACCCUCAAGAAGCCCCGACCCGGGGUGAGCUGUACGUCCACUCUGCCGGCUACCCUCGCAGCGAUGACCACCAGAAGUACGUCUUGUCCCGCGGGGUCAGCGCCGACUUCCCCUCGGUCAAUUACUGACCUGGCCACGGUAGAGACGCUUCAUUCGCUCAUGCUGGCGUGCGUAGCAUCAAAAAGUUAAAAAGUCACAGAUUGGAACUCUCUAUACUGCUUACACACCGAUGUAAUCGGCGGGCCAUGGACUUGAUUGGUGCCGCCAUGCAUAGCGUAAAACGUCACUCUGGAACUUUCUACAUACUGCUUACAUACCACUGUAAUAAUAAUAAUGGGCGUUUCCAGUUGUCUUGGGUUUCAACUGGUUCUCCCUCCUCGCACUCUCGCCACCACACCCCUAUCUACUGGAUAACCCCCAGUCUUAUUAUGUUGGGGAAAAUUUACGUCAUGUGAAAUAUUUCGUGGAAGUUCAAGCUCUCCUCUACCCCCCGCCCCCACACACACUGCUGUGCCACGCCAUGCCACCAUGGAGUGGACAUUGUGGACUUUUGUCUGACCUUUAGAUUGUUCCAGCUGACUGACCAGCCUCCUCCUGUGAGUGACCCUUGAACUUUGGAAUGAUACAUCAGUUGUCUUGGUAGGGUGUCAGUCGGGGGCUGAUCUGUUGAAGAAACAUCAAAGAGUGACAAGGAAACUCAUCAUCUCCUCUCCAGAAUUGACAAACAUUUCUUCUGGUGGCACUGUCAAAAAUACAUGGCCUCGACUUCUGAGUUUCUUCACUUUUAAAAGAAAAGGAAGUGGAUUAAGGGAGCAGUUUCUUUUUCACUCACGUCAUGUGUGUGUGUAAACAUUUCACUACCCAGCUUCGAUUUUAUGUGGUUGUUUAUUAUCUUGAAUUCUGUUGGAUGUUUGACUUUACAGGUUGAGUUUUCAUCAUUUGUUUUAUGUUAUGAUUGUUUGUUUGUUUUUUUGUUCAUGAUUGAUAUUAUAUAUACUAUUGUUUAUAGGACUGUAAGACAUGUGUACAGGUUUUUGUGUGAUUCGAAGUAUUAGAUACAUUUUAUUCAGAGUAUGUGAACUGGUUUGUAUGGAGAGCUAGUUUAAUUGUUCUUUAUAUGUUGUUGUUUUCCUUGUUAUUUGAUGGGUGAUGUCAUUCAUAUAGGGAUGUUUUGUUUUGAGUUUUUUGCUCAUCGGCUGUGUCAGUCUCCAUCUUGAUAGGUCAGAGUCCCUACCACGUACAUUUCUCACACAUAUUUUUGAAAACGGAUAGGGUUUUUUUUCCCUCCACGUCAUAUUCAUAGGUUGCUUUUCCCAUUCAGACCUUGGAUACAUUUUUUUUUACAUGGUGGCUGAGAUCUGCACGAUGGAUAGUUUCAUGCUGGAUGGAGGGAGGGGGUGUUGAGCACUUAUAGCGCUCAUCCACACACACUCACAAACACACACAAUCACACUCACACACACACAGCUCAAGCUGCUACUGAUGAGGACCAAUCAAACAAUUAUCUUUUUUUUUAUGUCCAGUCCUUCGUUUUUCUCUUUCUGUAAUUUUUUUUUCUUUUUUAAAAUGAUACUGACAACGUGAAAGUAGUAGCUCAACCUUACAAAAAUUUUACAGAUUUUUACAAAGAUGCCUACUGAAUUUUUAUGUUGGUGUUAACUUUAUCAAUUGUAUAAAUUUAUAGAGUGUGAAAUAUAGUGUAUUGUAAAGCAGUGUUCAGUGUAGCAAGCUCUUUUAUUAUCGUCAACACAAGGGGUAAUAGGAUUGUAAUUAAAAUAUCUCUACACAAGACAUUUCAUUUAAUAUAUAUAGAUAUAUAUAUAGAUAUAUAUAUAGAUAUAUAUAUAGAUAUAUAUAUGUAUGCCUAUCACAAGGACAGUAUUGCUGUAAAGUAUCUCUCCUUGUCAUUUUGCUGUAUAAACUUCAUUCAUACAUAAGAUUUUUAUACCCACAUUUUAUUAUUUAAGCUAACAGGUAGAGUUGAAGAAAAAGACAAUUGCAUAAUGUGGGCCUUUUUGCGAGGAAACAGUUACAAAUGGUGCUAGUUUUUUUUCAGGAGGUCCAGAAAUAGGAAAUGGCUUUUUUCUUGUUUGUCUUAUAUUAUAAGAGCUAAUUCCAGCAUAUUGUUGAGGGAUGGCCUAGUUACUGUGGAUUCUGGAAAUUAUGCUGCUUCUCGAUGGCUCCCAUAUUUGAUGGCCGAGUCUGUAACACAUGCCUUUGUCGGACUGCAAUGAACUCGAGAAAAGGUCACGGUGAAAUCACCCAAGGGUCUCUGAGGCCUCUUGUGUGUAUGUGGACUGGGAGGUUGCGGCUUGGUCAUUGGGACAGAGUCUGGGGGAGAAAACUCAGUCUUCUAGUUAAGUUCAUAUUCUGACAUGCACUUUAGAAAUUUGCACCCCUGUUAUCGUAUAUACGACUUUUGCUUCUUUCCCCACGAUCACUGUGGCGAAAGGUGGCCAUAGGUUUGGGCCGACUUGACAUGCUUUUACGACUCAACAACUUCAUUUUUUUUUUUCUUUUUGUGGCACCAAUUACAAUG
Aplysia californica (California sea hare) is the source of this 3205-nucleotide messenger RNA. RefSeq names its product probable palmitoyltransferase ZDHHC14. Gene Ontology annotation, cellular component: Golgi apparatus; endoplasmic reticulum. The record is from RefSeq and is a predicted model, not a curated record. NCBI's taxonomy places the organism in Eukaryota, Metazoa, Mollusca, Gastropoda, Aplysiida, Aplysiidae. Gene Ontology annotation, biological process: protein targeting to membrane; peptidyl-L-cysteine S-palmitoylation. Gene Ontology annotation, molecular function: protein-cysteine S-palmitoyltransferase activity.